Molecule: messenger RNA, 1446 nt
Organism: Drosophila subpulchrella
Lineage: Eukaryota; Metazoa; Arthropoda; Insecta; Diptera; Drosophilidae
Product: carbohydrate sulfotransferase 13
Exons: 3
Coding region: 144-1133 (329 amino acids)
Biological process (GO): carbohydrate biosynthetic process
Cellular component (GO): membrane
Molecular function (GO): sulfotransferase activity
Source: RefSeq, a predicted model, not a curated record
ACGCCGCCACCCUAAAGUUUGUCCAUCGCGUCAAGUACUUCGGGCGCCAGCGACAGAGCUAAAGUCAAUCAAAACCAAAUGAUAGUGUCCCCAAAGAGUGUCAACCAUCCGAUUCGAAAGUCGGGCAGCAAAACGCGGUCAAUAUGGAUCAACUGGUUUGGCUUUCGUUUUGCAUUUCACUUGGCAUUUCGCUCCUGGGCAAUUUCUCCGCUGGCCUGCCGUUCGAGGAUGGAAACAACAACAAUGUCAAGAUCACCCGCCGCAGCUUGGAGCUGACCCAAACCAUCAAUAUCCAGCGGCAGGAGUACAUGCAGCGGCAAUGCGAACUGCUGGGGGAUCACGCGCAAACGCUGGAGGAUCUCAGCGAGCUGCAGAUGGACCACAUGAUCGUGGACAGGGAGCACAAGCUGCUGUACUGCUAUGUGCCCAAGGUUGCCUGCACGAACUGGAAACGGGUGCUGAUGAUGCUCACGGACAAGUGGCACAACGGAACCGAUCCUCUGCAGAUUCCGGGCUCUUUGGCUCACUCCGUGGGGAUGUUCACUAAGCUGUACGAUUUAUCCGAGGCGGAACAGCAGCAGGUGCUCAGCGAGGAGUAUACACGAUUUAUUCUGGUGCGACAUCCCUUCGAGCGGCUGCUGUCCGCAUAUAGGAAUAAGUUGGAGGGAGAUUCCCCCAGUGCCCGGUACUUCCAGUCGCGGGUGGGUCGCCAAAUUGUGAAGGAAUUGCGUCCGGGUGCCAGUAACGAUUCGCUGGAGCACGGCGACGAUGUCAGCUUUGGGGAGUUUAUCCAAUAUCUGGUUACGCCGGAGCUAAGUCGUGCCAAUCAGUCGGAUUACAACGAGCACUGGGAGGUUAUAGCCAAGCUGUGCAAUCCCUGUGUAAUGAAAUACAAUGUAGUUGGCAAAUACGACACUCUGCUGGACGAUUCCGCCCUGGCUCUCUACUUGGCUGGAGCCAACAAUCUAACAUUCCCCACUGGCCACAAGCCAUCGAGCACUCGGGCCAAUCUGCGCACCUAUUUCGAUCCCCUUCCCAUCGGUGCCAUACGCAAGCUGUACGAUAUCUAUGAGGAGGACUUCCGGCUAUUUGAUUACGCAUUGGAUGAGGUCCUCGGCUUUGAGUUUGGCUGAUUGUGAAUACCUGCUCUCUCUCUCUAUAUAUUUCCAAGUCUCCACCAUAACGCUUUCCACUGGAAAAGAUUGUGAUUUUAUGCUAGGAUUGAUAGAAUUAAGUGCACUUCAAUGCGAAUAUUGUUUUAGUUCUGUUUACCUCCCCGCGCACAAAUGUUUCCAAGGAUAUUGAUUGUAGUUCUUAGUAAGUAAUGCUUGUUUUUCUAUGGUUUAGUUAGUUUAAGGAACAGCUAUGACAUGUUCAAAAAGUGUCAUUCAUUAGUAAUUAAUUUAUACAUUAUGAAUGAAAUAUAUUUUAAACAUAUUAAAUGUA